AUGAAGAAAAAGCAAAUGGCCAAUCGUCCCGGAGUUCCAUAUGGAAGGGCUAUCCUCUCGAAAAGAGACCAAUACCCAAUCGCUCCCUAUACGGUCAACAUUUGCCAACAGCCCAUUCCUUUUGUCGACUAUCCCACCAACUUCCCAACUGUUCUCCUCGACCUAUUCGAGGGCCGUAGUCCUUUGGAGAGAGGGAAGGACCGUCCAUGCCACUCCCUAGGUCGACUUUCCUUCGGAGGAGACCAAAAUCUUAUGUCGCAGCGGCCCUAUGCUUCAAAUUCUCCUUCCGACGAGACUUCCCAACCUAUCAGCCAGCUUCUUACAUCCACCAGCCGUUCGGUUGUCACACAAGAUGAGGUUGAAUCAGUAGAUCGACACGCGCAGCAUGGCACUCAAGGGCCUCCACCUAAUCGAUCGAGGUCGGUGAGAGGAGAUGAGACCCCUCCAGAGCUUGCGCAUGCUGGAAGGCCAACAUCUUCCAGCCAGCAUGUAGCAUCUCAACAACGGUCUCGAUCUUUAGGAAUGCAGGCAAUCCUCAAUCCAUCAACUCAUGCUCCGAUAGAACCAAUAUCACGACAAAGUAGCCGCGAGCCGCUAGGGUCUCCAACAUCCACAGCUACGUCCCCUUCAGCGCAUAUUCAUGGGACGCCGUCUCCCAUCCAACCUCCAGCACAACCCACGCUACAUUAUCACUAUGAACGUUCUAAGCUGUCUCCAAAGAUCGGACGGAAGGUGUUGACUCCAAAGUCACCAGCAGUUCGCGCUGCAAGCUUGGGAAGUGGGCGAUAUACUCCUGUCCCUGGGACAAUAAACGCAACUCAAUCGCCUUUUCUGCAGUCCCCUCCACCUCCUAGAUUUGCGGAGGGCGCUCCCAGAUUACACAUUGAUUCUGCUUCCUCAACGGUUCCCAGUAGACUAACUCAGCCUCGCCAUACAACUCAUGCAGCGAACAUUUUCUAUGAUCAGCGACCUUCUACUAACCCCCAGUCUCAGGAGGCUAGCCCACGUACUCCUCAGUCAUCAUAUAGCUCAUACAGCCAGGCAUCGCCCGUCCCAGUUCCGCCGGCCCACAUUCAGCAACAGCAUCCUUCUCCCAUAUCCAAUCCAGCUAUGCCUGGACCACCCAGGAGUUCCAUAACCCAAUCACUCUUACCUCUCGAGAACCGCGGCCUGUAUCGAGGGGAAGCCGGACUCGCACCUCUUGGGCCAUACAUGACCGCUGAGCCUGGCACUGGAAUGAUACCCUUCACUAUCGACAGAGACUCAGGAUCAAUGAAAGCCAAAAUAAAACGUGAAAAGAAUAGCAGCGCUUCCAAACGGUUUAGACAAAGGAAGAAAGCCGUGGAAGAAGAACAAAUGCAGACGAUUAAAAGGCAAGAGGAGGAGAUCAAGAGUCUUAAUGAGGAAAGAGAUUUCUAUAUCAGGGAGCGAGACUUUUUCCGGGACAUGUAUUCUAGAACUCCUGGGGCUAAAGUACCUCCACGACCACCAUCACCUCGGACUUUCAAAACUCAGACCACCUCGCUCGCCUCAGAAGAUGAAGGGGAGCGCACCUCGGUGGACCCAGAUGACAGAGGGAGAGGCACGGGGCGCAACGUUCGACAGAGAACUGGAGCCGGGCCAGUCCAUCUACCAUACCCAGGGCCUCAGACUUCUAGCUCCUUCAUUCCCAUGUCGUCAAGGUCACCCUCCGCUCAAGUACAGCCCACCCCAUCCUACCCAUUAUCCUACCCUUCAUCAUGGCGUGCGCCUCCUGUGAAUACCAGUUCCCAGCCCGGGGAUAUUAUGCCUUCCACCACGCCACCCUUGGCUCAAACCAGCCCACAUGAAAGCCAGCAACAGCAAGGUCCACAAUAUUCACAUCUUCAACAACACCAACAGCAAUAG
This is a messenger RNA of Nannizzia gypsea CBS 118893, 1887 nucleotides long. RefSeq lists its product as hypothetical. The record is from RefSeq and is a predicted model, not a curated record. Lineage: Eukaryota; Fungi; Ascomycota; Eurotiomycetes; Onygenales; Arthrodermataceae. Bases 1 to 1887 code for a protein of 628 amino acids. Gene Ontology annotation, biological process: regulation of DNA-templated transcription. The transcript is spliced from 3 exons. Gene Ontology annotation, molecular function: DNA-binding transcription factor activity.